Glycine soja is the source of this 1296-nucleotide messenger RNA. RefSeq names its product SNF1-related protein kinase regulatory subunit beta-1-like. Gene Ontology annotation, molecular function: protein binding. Bases 259 to 1113 code for a protein of 284 amino acids. The transcript has 4 exons. The record is from RefSeq and is a predicted model, not a curated record. Lineage: Eukaryota; Viridiplantae; Streptophyta; Magnoliopsida; Fabales; Fabaceae.
AUUUCUCGCUCUCCAAAGUCCAAACAGAAGAACAUAGCGUCAGAUCAGACUCAGACAGGAGAAGUUGAUAAGAACAAACAACAACGAAACCCUUCUCCUUCCCUACUCUUACUCUCUAUCUCAUUUCUCCUUCCGUCGUUUCUCUCAUCCCUCGCGAGCGUGCAUUGCAUUGCAUUGCUCUCUCUCUCUCUCUCUCUCUCAUAACACGACGACGUUGCCACCGCGCACCGUCGAUUGCUUCCGUAAGUAGCCUUUCGCAUGGGAAACGCUAACGGCAGAGAAGAUGGAUCCAUUCCCGGCCCCGCCGAUCCCUCCGUCGCCGAUCCCGCCGCACGUGGAACUCACGCGCCGGACUCCCGCCCCCCGGUUCGCGCCUUCUCCUCCGAUUCAAUGGCCAAUAGCCCGCCGCAGAGCCCUCGCCGCUCCAGAUCGCCGAUCCUCUUCGGUCCUCAGGUUCCUCUAGCUCCAUUACAAAGAGGUAAUGGCCCUCCUUUUCUCAAUCAAAUGUGGCAGAAUGAGUCUCAUGGUAUUGUUAAUCAACUUCCUGAGCAAGGGAUCCCUGUCAUGAUUACAUGGAACUAUGGUGGUAACAAUGUGGCUGUGGAGGGAUCUUGGGAUAACUGGACAUCUAGGAAGGCAUUACAGCGAUCUGGCAAGGAUCACUCAAUCCUUAUAGUCCUUCCACCAGGUAUAUAUCAUUACAGGUUCAUUGUUGAUGGUGAAGAGAGAUUUACUCCAGAGCUUCCCAAUGUAGCUGAUGAGAUGGGACAUGUCUGCAAUCUUCUUGAUGUUAAUGAUUAUGUGCCAGAAAACCCUGAUGGUGUGUCCGAGUUUGAAGCACCACCCUCCCCCGAAUCCAGCUAUGGUCAAGCAUUUCCAGCUGAGGAAGAUUUUGCAAAAGAGCCGAUGGCCGUUCCUUCGCAGCUGCAUCUUACUGUCCUAGGUAUGGAGAAAUCUGACAUAGGUUCCUCUUCAAAGCCCCAACAUGUUGUGCUAAAUCAUGUCUUCAUAGAGAAAAAUUUGGCCUUAAAGUCUGUUGUUGCCCUGGGACUCACUCACAGGUUCCAGUCCAAAUAUGUGACAGUUGUCCUUUACAAACCACUCAAGAGGUGAAAUAUGUGACGCUUGUCAAUUAUAUAAACCUUUUUUUUUCUUUUUUCUUUUUGGUAGCCUCAGUCUGUAAAGAUGAAAAUUUAAAUAAUACUCCUUGACAGGUGGUAUAUGAAGGGCUUAUGUCUAUAUAUGCUUGAGGCUUCUGUUCAAAUUGAUAAAUUAAACCUUUUUGCUUUUCAAUUA